Molecule: messenger RNA, 2629 nt
Organism: Lingula anatina
Lineage: Eukaryota; Metazoa; Brachiopoda; Lingulata; Lingulida; Lingulidae
Product: medium-chain acyl-CoA ligase ACSF2, mitochondrial
Source: RefSeq, a predicted model, not a curated record
AUGGACAUUGUGAAGAAAACGAGAGACGUGGCCCUUAGCUAUCUGUAUAAGCCGUCUACCAGGACAUAUGACAGCAGUAUUCUGUCUGAUUAUCUUGAUCGACGGGUCAAAGUUCACCCUGAAAGAGAAGCCGUAGUUCUGUACUCAGAGGCUGGGGAACGCUCUAGUCUCACAUUCAGGCAGUAUCAUGACAAGUCCAUUAAAGUGGCGGCAGGUCUCCUUCGGUCUGGUUUGACACACGGUCAGAGGGCGCUGCUGGUCGCUCCAAACACUUUGGAGUUCAUCAUACUACAAAUGGCCUGCGCAAGAAUUGGAGUCUUUGUCUUAUUCGUCAAAUAUGGAGCUUCGCCAGAUGAAGUUAUACAAAUGGCAGCGAAGUACAAAUGCAGAGCAAUAAUUGUCCAGUCAUCCGAGAGUGGGCAGUCGUACGGUCAGGACGUGGUCAAGGCAUUUUUGAGAGACGUCCCUGAAGAAAACGCACCUGAUGCAACACUCUUCAUUUGCGUUUCUUUUUAUGGUGGGCCGAACACCAUCUCCUAUGAUACACUAACGACCCCCCGCCCCGACGUCAUUUCCGACCUGGAGAAAACAGCCGUUUGGUCUGUCCAGUCCAAAGUCCAGAUGGAAGACCCUCUGCUUGGAAUGAUGACAUCCGGUAGUACAGGGAAACCAAAGGUUGUUGCUUUGAACCACUUUCAGUUCAUCCAGGCAACGUUCGCCACUGCCGAGUUGGCGGAAAUGUCGGAGGGAUCGCGAUUUCUCAACGAACGCCCUUUCCCAUGGGCGGGGAGCGUUGGAAUCGGUAUUAACUUUAUUGCUGUCAUAGGAAUAACGCUCGUGUCUAUGGAUCCCGAGAUAUCCGUGAAGAAGGGAGAUGCCCAGCUGGUCAGAAAGAUCCUGCAAGAUGAGAAAUGUACCCAUGUACUGACAAUGCCUUACAUGAUGUACGAUUUCAUAAAGAGCGAGGAUGCCCAGCAGUACGACCUGUCUUCCCUUCAGUUCGCCAUGACCGGUGGUCAGCCAAUUUUACAAGAAUCCGCAGUAGCAUUUCUGGAGAAAAACCCCACGUUCAAGCUCAUACAGGCCUACGGAGGCACGAGUUUUGGCUAUCUUGAAGUAGGCAGUGAUAUCGAAAUUAAACUGGUGGACGAGAAUCAACGCGUUGUCCCCAGGGGAACCACUGGUGAACUGUGGGUGCGUGGACCAAUGGUGUUUAUCGGUUACCUUGACAACCUGGAGGGGACUUCUCGUUCCCUGACUCCGCUCCGUUGGUACAAGACCGGUGAUUUGAUGGUCAUGAACGACCACGGCCAGGUGCACAUUGUCGGGAGGAUUUCGGAAACAAUCAAGAGAGCGACAGUAAAAAUACAUCCAGCCGAAAUUGAGCAUGUCCUAGUUCGCCACCCGCUAGUUCUCCAAGCAUACGUUGUCGGAGUCCCGGAUGUCAGGUUAUAUGAAGAGCUGUGCGCUUGCGUCCAGUUGAAUGAAAACGAGAUCGCUGACGUCGACCAGAUGAAGGAGAUCGAGGCGUGGUGCGCUGAGACUUUCUUGCCGGGCCCCGAUGGGCUGACUCUAGCUCCACGAUAUUUCCUUUCUUUUCGGGAGUUCCCUAAAACAGGCAACGGUAAGAUCAACAGGCGAGAAUUGAAGACGCUGGCCAUAAAACAACUGGCACAGCCCUAAACAUUUUAGUUAGAACAUCUACACAUCUAAUGUACAGUGUACAUGUACCUACAUGUACAUGUGUUAAAUGGCAAACUGGCUUUAAGAAAAUAAUUGUCUAAAAGAAAUACAGCUGUCAUAGAACGACAACGGGAAAUGUUGUUAAAAGUUUUUUUAGCUAUUUAUGCAUUCAUGUUAAUGUUAUCUAGAUCAUACAAACGAUAAAGUAGUUGUCUUUUACAAUCAUUUUUGAUCAUUUUGGUCGAACAUUCUGGCAAACAGGCUUUAAAUUUGAUUAUUAAACACACAAACAUCAAAGAGCGUAGUGCAGUGCCAGCUUCAGUUCUUUCAAAAUUGCGGAAAGUCUUUAUUUUGCAUCACGAACGUGCCUAUACAUGUAUCCUUAUUUCCAUUAAAGUGGAGAACAGCAACUGUUAGUCUCUUGUUGAAAAUACAAGGCUUAUGCAGAGAUGUGUUGCAAUAUUACCGACCGAUUCACGACCCGAAUAUUACCAUGUAUAGUAAUGUAGUUUCAAAUCAUAUGUAUGACACAUAAUCAGCAUAUAGAAAAGGACAAGGCACAAAAAAAGCUCUCAUGACAGCUAACAACGGCACCAUGCUUUGCAUAGAUAAGCAAAGGAUGGUAUUUUAGUACUUUAAUAUCAAGCCUCUGCACUGGAUUUCGUACCAUAGAAUCUGGCACGUUUCAAGGAGUCUGUGCCCGUUAAUUUUUUUCAUUGUAUAUGUAACCAGUAGAAGACGUUUUACUUAAGCAUGGUCUUAACACGGAUACAUUGACAGAUGACACCCAAAUCAUAUUACAUGUGACAGACCCCACUCUUUGAUAAUCACCUCUAUAGAAGCAUGUCAACAAUGUAGAGCAGAUUCGGAAUUGUCGUAGGUUGAAUAGGUUCACCGUAAAUGAUGGAAACAAAACGUACAUGAUUAACUCCACGUUCUUUAAAUA